Molecule: messenger RNA, 1680 nt
Organism: Zymoseptoria tritici IPO323
Lineage: Eukaryota; Fungi; Ascomycota; Dothideomycetes; Mycosphaerellales; Mycosphaerellaceae
Gene: CYP-57
Product: putative P450 monooxygenase
Exons: 3
Coding region: 1-1680 (559 amino acids)
Molecular function (GO): iron ion binding; monooxygenase activity; oxidoreductase activity, acting on paired donors, with incorporation or reduction of molecular oxygen
Source: RefSeq, a predicted model, not a curated record
AUGAGCUCUCUCUCGACUCGCGACCUGGCAUACGGCGCCCUCUUCAGCCUGACGUGGGUAGUCGUGGUCCAUGUCAUCUGGCGCAUCGUGCAUUAUCGCUACUACCAUCCCUUACGACACUAUCCAGGUCCAUGGCUGGCAAGUGUUACACGCAUGUGGCUGGCAUGGCACCACUUUUGGGGAACCGAGCUGCAUGCGCAGUGGGCGCUCAUCAAGAAGCACGGUAUUCCGGGGUGUUCAGUACCAACAAUCCUUGCAGGACCGGUGAUCCGUAUCACGCCGACCAUGCUGCUGGUGGCGGACAGCAAAGAGAUGCCCAUCAUCUUUCAUCGCAGAGACACCAAGUCUCGUUUUUACUUGCAAGGCUAUGUUGGCAAGAGUAACAGCAUCCUGCUUCGAGAACCAGGUGCUCAUGCCGCACAUCGCCGCCUUAUUGGCGCUCCAUAUGCUCUUGCAAACAUUCAGCGGACGGAGCCAUUGCUUGACAAACAUAUACUGCACUGGAUUAGCACCAUUGACGCAAGAUAUGCUGCCCUCGGCAAGCCAGUAGACUUCUCGCACUGGUCUCACUUCCUGGCAUAUGAUACCAUCACCGAUUUGGGUUUCAGGAAUCCUCUUGGCUUCGUCAAGGCCGGCUCUGACGUUGGCAACCUCAUUGGGGGCUUCCGGAUUGGCAUGCUCAUGUUUGGUGUGGCAGGUCGCUUGUACCCUUUCACGGAGAAGCUGCUCAACUCGUGGUUCAAAAAGUGGCUGGUCGUUCGCACGGAACAGCAGUUGGGCUUCGCAGUAGUCAUGGAGAAAGCUGGAGCAAUCCUUGCCGAGCGCCGCGAUCGUAUCAAGCGUGGUCUCAAGGCCGAGAAAGGAGAGGGAUCGUACGAUCUUUUGCAGGCGUUCAUGGAUGCUCGCACGCCGGACGGCGACCAUCUCGCUGACGAUACAAUCGUCUCUGAAAUUUUUGUGGUCCUCGGCGCCGGCUCGGAUGCCUUCGGAAGCGCGUCGACAGCCUUCAUGGCAUCGAUAUUAUCACGGCCCACCAUUUUCAGACGACUCAUGGAUGAAUUGGAGGAUGCGAUAGCUGAUGGGAAGCUGAGCUACCCGGUCCCGUCUUACGCCGAAGUAUCGCAGCACCUGCCCUACUACGCCGCCUGUAUCAAGGAAACGCUGCGAUUGGACCCGAGCGGCGCCACUCUCCUACCUCGCGAAGUCUGCCCAGGCGACCCAGAGCUGAUCCUGAACGGCCAUGUAGUCCCCAUCGGCACCGAAGUGGCCAUGAAUCCAUGGAUCGCGCAUCGGGACGUCAACCUGUACGGUCCAGAUGCCGAGGAGUACAACCCAGAUCGCUGGCUCAGUGAUCCCGCGAGGACCAAGAUAUACGAGAAGUAUAACCUCGCCUGGGGUUAUGGCGCUCGUCUUUGUCUUGGCAAGCCCUUUGCCAUGAUGGAGCUCUACAAAGGACCGCUCUCAUUGCUCCUCAACUUCGAUGUGACCAUUGCUGAGAUCGGACCGAACACGCCGGCGCCGCAUUCGGAGAUGUAUGCCACGGUGAAAGUAUGGGGAGACGUCUGGUUGCAGUUGCAGCGCAGUGAUCGGUGGUCGUCGUGGUCGUCCUUGGGUAAAAGCCACAUUCCGGGCGAGAUUGAAGACAGGAGCGGGCAGGACGGCGAGACUGAGGUGCGGUGA